AUGCAGUUAUUGGCGCCUCUGAUUGACGCAAAGGAGGGUGUCACAUAUAAUUCGAAGGGAAUACCAUGCAUGGUGGUGGUUGACCCUGCCACCCGCAAGCUGUUGAUCCCCUGCGAAUCGGUGUACCCCACCCGCGCGCAGCAACGUGCGACGAUCCCGAGCCUCUGCCAACUUUUCCUGCAGGGCCGUUGCCGCCAGGGCGCACACUGCCACCAGGUGCACGCCGCGCUGGACGCGAUAGUGGCUCUGCGAAGUCAGGUAGAGAGCCUCCCGUGGUGCUGCACGCUGCAUGGUGACCAAGACCAUGCCGGUGUGAUGGAGGAGGGGUCGUGGCUGUCGAAGGUCGUGCUACACCUUCCUGAAUUCGACUAUGAGGGUGGUUAUGUUCCGAUCAACCGUGUUGGUUACACCGCCGCUCUGCGCAGGUUGCUCAAGGAGCGGUAUGCCCGGGUGGUGGGGGAGGAGCAAGAUGAGAGCGGGGACGUGGGUGAACUCGCUGCGGAAGCUGAGCGUCUUGUGCUGGAUGCAAGUGAUCAGGUAAUUUGUCGUUUGCACAUAUUUGAUCGUUGCCGCUACGCCGAGGAGUGCAGGUUUCUACACUUGUGCAAGGAUAUCACAGCCACCCUCUGCACUUCAAAGUCUGAAGGAGAUGCUAUGAGCUCUACACGUGCCAGUCAAUCUGUUUCGGUGUUCGCCUCAGGGUCGCGCAAUCAUGUACUUCGUGGCUACCCACUGCAGUAUCCCGCCAGCGAAGUACGAACGAAUAGCGGGUCACCAAAGCCCUGGAAUUUGACUUGCGAGCCUACAUGGACUGCAAGUCUAGGCUCGGCCUUGACCUCGUACCAAUCGAAUGCACCGGUGACAGCGCUGGCGUUGCCCCAAUUCCUGCAGACAUCCACGUCACAGACUCCAAAUGGAAGUUUUUGCGGAGCUGCAAUAGAGAGAAGUCUGAAUGUGUCAUCCUUCCCUGAGAUAAACCGCCACAUUGCUUCACUGGCAACUGAGAAUGUACUUCUGGAUGCUGUAACACCAUCGAUGGCACCCCCAAAACGGGCAACGGUCAGUGUUAGAGCCAAAAUGAGCAGCUCCGGAUGUGACAGUGACCUGGGGGUUGACCGCUCGUUCACCUCCGAGCUUCCUUUGACACCGUCGUCUGAAAACGCGACCUCGUGCCCAGCGACAUCGGGAAGCUUUAGCUGCAAGCACUAUUGGCAGCACAACCCGUACCGCAGUACAGCUCUUCUUCAGGCUCAGGGGCGCAACGUGGUGUAG
This is a messenger RNA of Trypanosoma grayi, 1272 nucleotides long. RefSeq lists its product as hypothetical. Lineage: Eukaryota; Euglenozoa; Kinetoplastea; Trypanosomatida; Trypanosomatidae. The record is from RefSeq and is a predicted model, not a curated record. The transcript has a single exon. The coding region runs from base 1 to 1272 and encodes 423 amino acids. Gene Ontology annotation, molecular function: metal ion binding.